This is a messenger RNA of Lathyrus oleraceus (garden pea), 1062 nucleotides long. RefSeq names its product high-affinity hexose transporter HXT6. The record is from RefSeq and is a predicted model, not a curated record. Gene Ontology annotation, cellular component: membrane; plant-type vacuole. The transcript is spliced from 9 exons. Lineage: Eukaryota; Viridiplantae; Streptophyta; Magnoliopsida; Fabales; Fabaceae. The coding region runs from base 1 to 1062 and encodes 353 amino acids. Gene Ontology annotation, biological process: transmembrane transport. Gene Ontology annotation, molecular function: transmembrane transporter activity.
AUGAAGGAUCUAGGAGCUGCCUCCAGGAUUCUUGGGAUUGUCAUCUUAAGAGAUAGAAAGCAGUCGAGAUUAUGCUUAUCUCAAGAGACAUACCUAGUGAAGAUUCUUGACAAAGUUGGUAUGUCAAAUUCAAAGCCUGUUGUAACACCGACUAAUCCUCAGUUCAAGUUGAGUACGACUCAAAGUCCUAGUACUGAAGUAGAAACAGUCUAUAUGAAUAGCAUUCCAUAUGCUAGUAUAGUAGGUUCUUUGAUGUAUGUUAUGGUUUGUACGAGGCCAGACAUAACAUAUGCAAUGAUCCUUGUAAGCAGUUGGAAAGCAACAUUUCUUAAGGUUGUUGUCUUAUCAACCAUUGAAGUAGAAUCUAUUUCCCUCACUGAAGUUGUGAAAGAAGCAUUAUGGCUUGAAGGUUUUGCUAAGGAGCUGAAACUUCAAGGUCAAACAAUCAUUGUUAAAUGUGAUAUUCAAAGUGCUAUACAGUUGUCGAAGAAUUCAACCUAUCAUGAGCGAACCAAGCAUAUUGAUGUUCUUGCUACGAUUUUAACUUUGUGGUUAGCAGACAAAUCUGGUCGUCGGCUUUUACUUAUUGUUUCUUCAUCUGCAAUGGCUUUGAGUCUUUUGGUUGUUUCAAUAUCAUUCUACUUGAAGGAAUAUAUAUCACCAGAUUCUGAUUUAUAUGCGACAUUGAGCCUCGUAUCGGUGGCUGGAGUUGUGGUCAUGGUUAUUGCAUUCUCUCUGGGAUUAGGAGCAAUGCCAUGGAUUAUAAUGUCUGAGAUUCUUCCGAUUAACAUCAAAGGCCUAGCUGGAAGUUUUGCAACACUUGCCAAUUGGUUCUUUUCCUGGUUGGUUACAUUAACAACAAAUUUGCUCUUGGAUUGGAGUUCGGGAGGAACCUUCAAAAUAUAUACUGCAGUGUGUGUUUUCACAGCAGGAUUUGUUGCCAUUUGGGUCCCCGAGACAAAGGGAAAAACUCUUGAAGAAAUACAACAAAAUGGAGUGGUGAAAAACAGUGUGUUUGGGAAAGAUGAAGAUGAUAAUGUGAAUAGAGAGAUAGAGAUAUAG